UCCUACAAUGAUGGUCUACUUUGUGUUCCAGCGGAGGUCGCGGAAGGUGAUGUUAUUAUGUCUGUGAUGAGGCUCUCCUAGCGUUAGCAGCGGUUAGCAGAGAUCAAGUCAAACUACACUCCUCCAUUCAUGAGUACUUCGCGUUCAGUGGUCUUUAAGGUCUUUGAGAUCCACCGGCGCGGAGACUGGGGCGGAGGACCGAGACACAAUGCUUCAAUCCUGCAGGAUGCUACUAGCUGCUAGCCACCUACACAGCUAGCUGCUUGUUCUCCGAUAGCCACCUACACAGCUAGCUUCUCUCUGCUGCCAACAGCUAGCUCCUAGCUCCCUGACGUCCAUCGCAGCUAUUAUCACAGGGGCUACUGGUGAUUCAAAGGGUCGCAUCGGGGCUGUUUGUGUACAGCUGCAGGGACUGUUGUCGGAUCAGUGACCACACAUUGGCUAACGAGCCUAACGAGAACCCGAAGGACACGGAUGGACGAGGUGGCUCCAUGUCAACAAGACUGCUAAGUAGUUCAGCACACGUUUCCGAUACUGGGACUGGAUGAGUGAAGCUCUACUGAGCGAGGAGAAGGAUCGCAGUACACCCCCCUCCAGUAGGACCCAGCGGGACUUCGAAAACCCGGAUCCCUGCUAAAGAGGUCCCAGGCGUGUCUGGUCUCCUGUGUCAUGAGAUGUGCGGGUCUGAAGGGAUGUGAUCUGGACUGAUCUUGUCUCCCUGCGACCCGGGUCGCGGUACACCCAGGGCGCCAGGUAGAAGGACUCGGGGCGGCUCUGAGCCCAGGGGAGAAGUGCCAGGAAUCGGGUGAAGGGACUUCCAGAUGAUGGACGCCUCGUGUUGCUGUUUUGAAACUAGUCUUCCCCUUUCUACGGGACUGUUUUAAACCGCUGUCUGGAUUCUUCCCGUGAUCGUUUUCAGAUGCUGUUGGUUCUUCUGAGAUUUCAAAAUGGAAAACCAUGAGAGACCCAGCGGGAGUCACCCAGAGACCCGGAGGUGCAGCAGGCUGAUCCUCCUGAUCCACUGACGCAUUUGCUCUCUUUUUGUUUCUACCCAGAUUCUGAUCUCAUCUAAAGACAAUCCUUCUGAUAGCUUCUGGAUAUUAUUAUAGUACAGCUAAAGAUGUCGGGGUUCGCUGAGUUUGUGCCCCCCCCUGAAUGUCCAGUCUUCGAGCCAAGUUGGGAUGAUUUCUCCGACCCGUUGGGGUUCAUCAACAAGAUCCGACCCAUCGCGGAGAAGACGGGCAUCUGCAAGAUCAGACCCCCCGAGGAUUGGCAGCCUCCUUUUGCCUGUGAUGUUCAUAAUUUCCGCUUUACGCCGCGAGUCCAAAGACUCAAUGAACUGGAGGCUCUCACCAGGGUGAGGCUGAACUUCCUUGACCAGAUCGCUAAAUUCUGGGAGCUGCAGGGUUCAAAGAUCCGGUUCCCCCACGUGGAACGGAAGAUACUGGACCUCUACCGCCUCAGCAAGAUGGUGUCGUCCGAGGGGGGCUUUGUGACGGUGUGUAAGGAGAAGUGGUGGUCCAAGGUGGCCAGUCGCAUGGGCUUCCCCCCUGGCAGAGGGGUGGGCUCCCUGCUCCGCUCCCACUACGAGAAGAUCCUCUACCCCUACGAGCUCUUCCAGUCCGGAGCCUCGCUCACUGGCAUCCAGCGCCUGUACGAGGAGGGGGACGAGCUGGAGGAGGCAGACGAGGGCGUGGGGGAGGAGCCGGGCAUGGACGAGGAGCAGGAGGAGGAGGAAGAGGAGGAGAGGGAGAGGGACGGCUGCGAGCCGCAGAGCAAAGAUUCUCUCCUGCCCGAGCGUCGCUCCCGACGUUUGAAAUCCGAGAGAGAAAACAAGAAGCCCAAGGCUCUGAAGAUAUUCGGGGUGGACUCCAGGAUGGUGGGCUUGGAGAUCGUGCCAGCAGACGAGGGGCUCCACAAGAGGCAGCGACACCUCAAGGCCCAGGCGUUCGCCAUCAAGAUGAGACCCCGCAAGGACUCUCUGGAGGUCAACUUUAUCGACCUGUACCUGUGCCUGGUGUGUGGGCGUGGCGACGAGGAGGAGCGCCUCCUUCUGUGUGACGGCUGUGACGACAGCUACCACACCUUCUGCCUGAUCCCGCCCCUCCAGGACGUGCCGCGCGGCGACUGGCGCUGCCCCAAGUGUGUGGCCGAGGAGUGCAGUAAGCCCAGGGAGGCGUUUGGGUUCGAGCAGGCGGUGAGGGAAUACAGCCUGCAAAGCUUCGGCGAGAUGGCAGACCACUUCAAGUCGGACUACUUCAACAUGCCCGUUCACAUGGUUCCCACUGAGCUGGUGGAGAAGGAGUUCUGGCGGCUGGUGAGCAGCAUCGAGGAGGACGUGAUCGUGGAGUACGGAGCGGACAUCAGCUCCAAGGAGGUGGGCAGCGGCUUCCCCGUCCGCGACGGCAAGAGACGGCUGCUGGGAGACGAGGAGGAGUACGCCAACUCGGGCUGGAACCUGACCAACCUGCCGGUGCUAGAGCAGUCGGUGCUGACCCACAUCAACGCCGACAUCUCGGGCAUGAAGGUGCCCUGGCUCUACGUGGGCAUGUGCUUCUCCUCCUUCUGCUGGCACAUCGAGGACCACUGGAGCUACUCCAUCAACUUCCUGCACUGGGGGGAGCCUAAGACGUGGUACGGGGUCCCUGCCUCAGCCGCUGAGCAGCUGGAGGCGGUGAUGAAGAAGCUGGCCCCGGAGCUGUUCGACUCCCAGCCCGACCUCCUCCACCAGCUGGUGACCAUCAUGAACCCCAACGUGCUCAUGGAGCACGGCGUUCCCGUGUACAGGACCAAUCAGUGCGCCGGAGAAUUUGUGGUGACCUUCCCAAGGGCCUAUCACAGCGGCUUCAACCAGGGCUACAACUUUGCGGAGGCGGUCAACUUCUGCACGGCGGAUUGGCUUCCGAUGGGCAUGCAGUCUGUCGCCCACUACAGGCGGCUCCACCGCUACUGCGUGUUCUCCCACGAGGAGCUGCUCUUCAAGAUGGCCGCCGACGCCGAGGGGCUCGCGGUGGAGCUGGCGGCCGCCGUCUUCAAGGAGAUGGGGGACAUGAUGGAGGAGGAGACGCGCCUACGCCAGGCCGUGCAGGAGAUGGGGGUGCUGUCGUCGGAGCAGGAGGUGUUUGAGCUGGUUCCCGAUGACGAGCGGCAGUGCCAGAAGUGCAAGACCACCUGUUUCCUGUCGGCGCUGACCUGCCCCUGCAGCCCGGACCACCUUGUGUGUCUGCACCACGCGUCGGACCUCUGCAGCUGCCCAAUGGGAAACAAGUGUCUUCGGUACCGUUACGACGUGGAGGAGUUCCCCUCCAUGCUCUACGGGGUUCGGACCCGCGCGCAGUCCUACGAAACGUGGGCCAAGAGGGUCUCCGAGGCGCUGUCCGCCGACCAGAAGAACAAGAAAGACCUGAUUGAGCUGAAGGUGCUGCUGGAGGACGCGGAGGACAGGAAGUACCCGGAGAACUUCCUGUUCCGCCGGCUGCGCGACACGGUGAAGGAGGCGGACACCUGCUCCUCCGCCGCCGCCCUGCUGCUCAGCCGCAAGAGGACCAGCAGCAGGCUGCGUGUGGAGGGCCCCAGGAGCCGCACCAAGCUGACGGUGGAGGAGCUGAAGGCCUUCGCGGAGCAGCUCUUCAUCCUGCCCUGCAUCAUCAGCCAGGCACCGCAGGUCCAGGAGCUGCUGGAGAACGUGGAGGACUUCCACGAGCGGGCCCAGGUGGCUCUGGCGGACCAGCUCCCCGACUCCUCCAGGCUGCAGGCCCUGCUGGACCUGGGCAGCAGGCUGGACGUGGAGCUGCCCCAGCUGCCCCGCCUCAAGCAGGAGCUGGGGCAGGCGCGCUGGCUGGACGAGGUGCGCCUGACCCUGUCGGAGCCCCAGCGGGUCACCCUGGAGGAGAUGAAGCGUCUGAUCGACUCGGGGGUGGGGCUCGCCCCCCACCACGCCGUGGAGAAGGCCAUGGCGGAGCUCCAGGAGGUCCUCACCGUGUCCGAGAGAUGGGAGGACAAGGCCCGCGCCUGCCUGCACGCCAGGCCUCGCCACAGCAUGCUGACCCUGGAGGGCAUCGUGACGGAGGCCCGCAGCAUCCCCGCCUAUCUGCCCAACGUGCUGGCCCUGGCCGACGCCCUGCACAAGGCCAAGGACUGGACGGCCAAGGUGGAGUCCAUCCAGAACGGGUCGAGCUACGCCUACCUGGAGCAGCUGGAGAGCCUGCUGGUGCGGGGCCGAUCGAUCCCCAUCCGGCUGGACCCCUUCGUCCAGGUGGAGUCCCAGGUGGGCUCGGCCCGCGCCUGGCGGGAACGCACCGCCCGCACCUUCCUGAAGAAGAACUCCACCUACACCCUGCUGCAGGUGCUCAGCCCGCGGGGGGACAUCGGCGUCUACGGCAACAGCCGCAGCAAGAGGAGGCGCGUGAAGGAGCAGCAGGAGAAGGAGCGCGGCGGCGGCGGCGGCGGGGGCUUGGACCGUGAGGCCCUCAGCGACCUGGACGAGAGCCUGGAGGAGGGGCGCGACCCGGCCUCGGUGGUGGCGCGCUUCAAGGCCAAGGAGCAGAAGGAGGCGGAGUCCAUCCACGCCCUGCGCGCCGCCAACCUGGCCAAGAUGGCGCUGGCGGAGCGCAUCGAGGAGGUCAAGUUCUGCCUGUGCCGCAAGACGGCCAGCGGCUUCAUGCUGCAGUGCGAGCUGUGCAAGGACUGGUUCCACGGCGCGUGCGUGCCCCUGCCCAAGGCGGGCGCGCAGAAGAAGGCGGGCGGCGCCGCCGGCUGGCACGGCAACGCCAAGGACUCCACCAAGUUCCUGUGCCCGCUGUGCCAGCGCUCGCGCCGGCCGCGGCUGGAGACCAUCCUGUCGCUGCUGGUGUCGCUGCAGAAGCUGCCCGUGCGCCUGCCGGAGGGGGAGGCCCUGCAGUGCCUGACGGAGAGGGCCAUGGGCUGGCAGGACCGCGCCCGCCAGGCCCUGGCCACAGACGAGCUGUCGUCGGCGCUGGCCAAGCUGUCGGUGCUGAGCCAGCGGAUGGUGGAGCAGGCGGCGCGCGAGAAGACCGAGAAGAUCAUCACCGCCGAGCUGCAGAAGGCCGCCGCCAACCCCGACCUGCAGGGCCACAUCCAGACCUUCCACCAGGCGGGCUUCAGCCGCGUGCCGGCCGUGCGCCAGCCGCCGUUCGCCGACUACGACGACGAGGAGACGGACUCCGACGAGGACAUCAGGGAGACCUACGGCUACGACAUGAAGGAUCCAGGGGAGGUGAAGCCCUACCUGUUCUGUGACGAGGAGAUCCCCGUCAAGUCUGAGGAGGUGGUCAGUCACAUGUGGCCCGCGGCCACGCCCUCCUUCUGCGCCGAACACGCCUACUCCUCCGCCUCCAAGACCUGCGUCCAGAGCGUGGCCACCCCCAGGAAGCAGCCCCGGAAGACGCCCCUGGUGCCGCGCAGCCUGGAGCCCCCGGUGCUGGAGCUGUCCCCCCAGGCCAAGGCCCAGCUGGAGGAGCUGAUGAUGGUGGGAGACCUGCUGGAGGUCUCCCUGGACGAGACGCUGCACAUCUGGAGGAUCCUGCAGGCCACGCACCCCCCCUCGGAGGAGCGCUUCCUCCAGGUGCUGGAGCCCGGCGACUCGCUGCUGGACAAGCCGCUGAAGCUCAAGCUGAAGGAGUCGGAGCGGAAGCGGCGGCGGAAGCUGGAGCGCGCCGAGCAGCACCACAUGCUGAUGGCGGCCGUCACCACAGGCGACCUGCGCCACGCCAAGAGCAAGGAGCUGAAGAGGGCGGGGCUGGAGCUGGGGCUGGCCGGCAAGGCCAAGAAGAAGAAGCUGAAGGCGGGCGUGGAGAAGAGCCGCGAGCUGAAGCAGCUGGCCAAGCGGCUGGCCAAGGAGGAGAAGGAGCGCAAGAGGAAGGAGAAGGCGGCGGCCAAGGUGGAGGGCGUGAGGGAGGCGCCCGACAAGCGCAAGGAGAAGAAGAUCCUGGACAUCCCGUCCAAGUACGACUGGUCCGGCGCCGAGGACUCCAACGACGAGAACGCCGUGUGCGCCGCCAAGAACUGCCAGCGGCCCUGCAAGGACAAGGUGGACUGGGUGCAGUGCGACGGCGGCUGCGACGGCUGGUUCCACCAGGUGUGCGUGGGCGUGUCCUGCGAGAUGGCGGAGAACGAGGACUACAUCUGCGUCGACUGCAACUGCAAGGCCCAUGUGGUCGUGUCGGCGGCGGGCGGCGUUCUCGGGGGCGGGGCCACAGCGGCGGCGGUGGUCCGGGUGGAGGCGUCGUCGUUGGCGGCGGCGGUGGAGGAGAGCGUGGUGGUGCUGGUGACGUCGGCGUGCGGCGGCGGCGGCGGCGUGCCGGGCCUCCCGUCCGCUGUCCACACGCAGACGCUCGUGGCUAGCCUCCUCCCAGGGGGCGCCGCGGUGCUGCACGGCGGCCAGCCGGGGAGCUAACGCUCUGAGUGACACAUGGACCGGUUGGCCAUGAGCUAACACCCGGAGGACCGCAGACCGGUUGGCUAGCUCGGGAGCUAACACCCGGAGGACCUCAGACCGGUUGGCUAGCUCGGGAGCUAACACCCGGAGGACCGCAGACCGGUUGGCUGGCUCGGGAGCUAACACCUGAUGACUAGACACAGGUUGGCUAGCUCGGGAGCUAACAUCCUGAGGACUAGACACAGGUUGGCCGGCUUGUGAGCUAACACCUGGAGGACCGCAGACCAGUUGGCUAGCUCGGGAGCUAACACCCGGAGAUCUGCAUUGUUGGCUAGCUCAUGAGCUAACACCCAGAGGACUGCAGACCGGUUGGCACCCAUGAGCUAUCACCCGGAGGACCGCAGACGUAGCUCGCUAGCUGGCUUUUUUAGCUAAUAUUCUGAGGACCGUCUAGUUGGACAGUACUCAGACACACACACACACACACACACACACACACACACACACACACACACACACACACACACACACACACACACACACACACACACACACACACACACACACACACACACACACACACACACACACACACACACACACACACACACACACACACACACAUUCUCUCUUACGAAUGACACAUGCAGACUGCACGGUCCACCCAAUAAUAACACAAACAACACUAAAUGUAGCAAAAACCAGCCCUUCCAGCCCAAGGACGUGUUUGACGGUGAGAGAGAGACUCUGAAAGCCAGAGAGGGAGGACGCGCCACCUUCCUCCUGGGUGAUGAUGAUCAUUUGAGCUCCGAGCUGCUCAUAACUCCGAAGGGGGAAGUGAUGUCAGAACAUAAGCCAGUGGAGAGCAGAACCAAUCAUCGACAUCGAUCGUCUGUCUGUGUUUAUUCAUCUCUCUGACCCCCUGUUACAGGUAACCAACGUCUCUCGUCUUCUUCAGUAUACAUCACGGAUUGUUUCUGGUUCUUCCUCUGAGUAGCUCUCUCCGCUCCUGGCGCCAUUUUAGACCCAUCGGUCGGCCAUGGCGGACCCAUCCAUACGCCAUUUUGGAUCCGUCUCUGCCCCAUUCACCCUAAAGCAGUUAGGCUUGAACACGCCCACUUCACUACUCGACAAACCGCUGUGACGUAGUGAAUAAUUUAUAAUGUACAUAUAUGUUUAUGGCAAAUAAUUGGAUUGUGGCUUUUUUUUAUUUACCACCUUUAAUAAACUAUUUCUAGUCAAACGAGUUGGAUGAAGAGUCUUUGGUCUUUCUUUGUGGGACCGAUUUUACGCAUCUCCACUGUCUUUAGAGCGUUGGUUCCCAACUUUAGAUCGAAAAAAAAUACUUUCCCACAUCAUACAAAACUGAUUUCAGCCAAAAAAAACUGAAUGACUCAUGAUUUUCAGCCAUGCGUACGUUUACUGGCACAUUGAUGUCCUAUGAAUUUGAUGUCAGAUUUCGGAACCGUUAAAACAAUGUGUCAAAACGUGCAAAGAAACGCAAGGAGUUAAGGGCCCGAGAAUCUCCGGAGCUUAACCUUUGUGUCGUGUUCGUUUCUCCCCCCUUACUUU
Messenger RNA from Gadus chalcogrammus (walleye pollock), 7969 nucleotides. It is a transcript of the gene kdm5a, whose product is annotated as lysine (K)-specific demethylase 5A. Gene Ontology annotation, molecular function: DNA binding; histone demethylase activity. Gene Ontology annotation, biological process: chromatin remodeling. Bases 1121 to 6415 code for a protein of 1764 amino acids. Lineage: Eukaryota; Metazoa; Chordata; Actinopteri; Gadiformes; Gadidae. Gene Ontology annotation, cellular component: nucleus. The record is from RefSeq and is a predicted model, not a curated record. The transcript is spliced from 29 exons.